This is a messenger RNA of Zingiber officinale, 1324 nucleotides long. Its product is annotated as zinc-finger homeodomain protein 3-like. The transcript is spliced from 2 exons. Gene Ontology annotation, biological process: regulation of DNA-templated transcription; regulation of developmental process. Gene Ontology annotation, cellular component: nucleus. Gene Ontology annotation, molecular function: DNA-binding transcription factor activity; transcription cis-regulatory region binding. The record is from RefSeq and is a predicted model, not a curated record. The coding region runs from base 208 to 1092 and encodes 294 amino acids. Lineage: Eukaryota; Viridiplantae; Streptophyta; Magnoliopsida; Zingiberales; Zingiberaceae.
AUUAUUCUCCCUCACUUGGUCCCUUAUUUAGUGCCUCACGACCUCAACCCCUCAAAUCGUCCUUCUCCAUUCCUCCCCAAUCUUUCUCCUCCUCUUCUUCUUCUUGACCACUUGCAUGGCUCCAAGCAUCAUGGACUCUGCGUGUCGUUUGACGAUGAGGUGGAGAGCUCUAGGUGCUGCUGCAGCUUCUUGUUGUUUUCGCCAUGGAUGGAAAGCCUAGCUAGUCUCUCUGUCUUCUCCUCAAGAAGAGCACAAGGAAUGGAGCUUUCUGGGCAUGGAGGGGACAUGGCGAUCCCAAUAAGCAGCGUCCAUGACAGUCCUCCCCUGCACCACCACCACCACCAUCAUCAAGUACUCUCCAAUGGUCCUCCUCCUCCUCCUCCGCCUCCUCCACUGCUAGUGCUGCCCGUUGCCAGUGGCGGCACAGAGGAGCAACAGCAGUGCGGCGGUAGGAAAGCGGCGGCCAAGUACAGGGAGUGCCUGAAGAACCACGCGGCGUCCAUCGGCGGGAACGCGACCGACGGGUGCGGCGAGUUCAUGCCCAGCGGGGAGGAGGGCAGCAUGGAGGCGCUCAAGUGCUCCGCCUGCGGCUGCCACAGGAACUUCCACAGGAAGGAGGCGGAGGGCGAAGAGCAGCUGCCUUCUCCGCUGGAGUACCUCCGCCCGCUCAGCCAGCUCAGGGGGAGCGACGCCAGGAAGGCGGCGGUCGGGUCUGCCCCCCGCCUCCUCCUCCCCGGCCCCAACCACUACCACCACCUCCUCCCGCGGGUGGCCGGCCCGCACGGCAUGAUCAUGCCUCUGCAGCAGCAGCAGCAGCAGACGUCAGAGUCGGAGGAGAUGGAGGUGGCGCGGCCGGCGGCGCUGAUGAUGAAGAAGAGGUUCAGGACCAAGUUCACGGCGGAGCAGAAGGAGAAGAUGCUGGGAUUCGCGGAGAAGGCAGGGUGGAGGCUGCAGAAGCAGGAGGACAGCGUGGUUCAGCAGUUCUGCCAGGAGAUCGGCGUCAAGAGGAGGGUGCUCAAGGUGUGGAUGCACAACAACAAGCAUAACUUGGCCAAGAAACAUCCUCCGCCUCCUCAUCUCUCGCCACUCUGAAUUAAUUAAUGACCGCCAUUAACGCCACUGCAUUGUACCUCCAUUAAUCCACCUUCUUCUCCUUCUCUAAUUCUCAGAGCUUGGUAGAUCCAUCGAGACGAUCAAGAACUAGAUUGCUAUGUCGCUAGUGAUCAUCUAAAUUAUAUCUCUACUGAUUGAUUAUCUUUAGCGUAUCCAGAUGCUCAGAAUCAGAUCGAGUGUACAGUCACAGACAGUGUUUUCCAUAUUGUUA